UCCAAAAUGCUCACCCUGAGCCAGAUUCAUAUCAGAGGACUCUGCCAAGCACGGACGACUAAGAUGGACUACUCUACAAGAACACUAGCAAGGGGCUGCUUUGGAAAAAUAUAUAAGGAGAAAUUCAAUGGCACCUGGGCAGCGAUGAAGAAAGUGCCCUUGGGCUUCAUCUCCAAGGAACAGCUUGACAGAGAAUGCAAAGUAUAUUACAAUGCCAAUCACAACAAUGUGGUUAAGCUUCUUGGCGAUCCAUGGCUGCAAGAUGGAAAGUGGCACAUUCCUCUGGAGUUCAUCUUUGGAGAGGAUCUUGAGACGACCAUAUUUAAUGUACAGAGAUCUAAAAUACAGCUGACCCCAAGGGUGAAGGCCACCAUCAUCACUGGUAUGUGUGAAGGCUUGUUCCAUCUGCACAGCAAAGACAUCGUCCACCAAGAUCUUAAACCUGACAACAUCAUGGUUGAACAUGGUACCCAUCGUGCUGUGAUCAUUGAUAUGGGCCUUGCAAAAUUCUCAUUCAACGGCUUAUCCUCCGCCCAGAAUUUGGGGAAUGAGGCCUACUCCGCACCCGAGAUCCUGCAAGCCAGUGGAGUUCGGGACAAGCGCUCGGACGUGUGGGCCAUGGGCAAAAUCAUUGCUGAGCUCAUCGCAAGGGUCAGGCUGCCGACCAACUUUGUGUCUCCCACCAAAAUCAGGGAGACUUUGAAUGACAGCCCUUACUGCACCGUUGUGUCCAAGAUGGUGACCACCAACCCUUCAGAGAGAGCCUCCAUGGUUGGAGUGAUCACUGAAAUCCGGCGGGCUGGUGUAAUUUUAGGGGCAGAUGUGGUGGCUAAGCCAGGGGCAGGAACAGGACGACCUAACCCAGUUUUGGUGGCACAAGACGUUGCCAGAGGACCAGGGCAUGUUGGCCUAGCUCCAAACCAAAAAUUUCAACGUCUACCAACACCUUUUCCCAAAGCACCAGCAGCUGAAGCACAAGUAGUUCGCAUCAACCGUAACCCGGCUCCACAACCAGAGGCGUUAGUUUCAGGUUCCAACAUAGCGUUUGUCACCGAGUUCUCGAAGAUGUCCAUUCCUUGUCCCUUACCACCAGAUGGAACAGUGACCCAACGACGUUAUGAUGACAAAAGUGGACAGCUGGAGAUCAAAGAGAUAGUCACGAAGAAUGGCAGGAUUGUUAAGUAUGAAGAUGUGAAAAUAAGCAAGUCGUGAAGAUCAGGAAGCUUGUGAAUGGCCACUUUUACUGUUCCUGUAUUGGUACCGAUACAGAAACCUUGACUGUGGGCUGAUAUUGGUACCAGUCCGAUACUCCCUCAUAUGAAUGUCUAGGUAUUAGUUUAUGUUAAAGUCAUGCUACCUGUAGCUACUUCACUUUGUUACAAGCAAUUCUGUGCUAUUUCAGGAUCGACUUCGGACUGGAUUAAUUUCUUUUUUCCUCAAGCCAGCAUUUUUGGAUCAAUACCAUCCCUAAUAUGAAUGGUGGAAUUAUGUUUCUAGGGUGCAGGAGCAUUUGCGAAGGCCAUGGUUGUAGUUUGGAAGUGAGAGUGGCAUGUUUUUUUGUGUUUUGUUUUUCUUGUGUGAGAGGGUUAUAGACCUUCAAGCAGUUUCCUGUGAAUUUAGGGUGAGUCUGGGGAAAAUUGGUGCUAUUGUCUGUAUAGUGAACAAUAUACCUGCAAUACUGGAACCAUCAUAAGUGAGUUAGACUAUAAAAUCACUGUUAUGAGGGAAAAAGAGUGUGAAGAAGAGAGAUGGUUGCAGGUGGUGGAUAUGAAAUGUUGAAGUUAACUGAAUACAGCAAUAAACCUGUGAGAGGUACGAGUGAGUAAAUAUGUUUUCCCUGUAUUUCAUUCACUUUUAAUGAAAUGUGGUGUUUCCAGAAUCUUACAUGGAAAAGAAGAUUGUAUUAUUGCUAAUGUUUUAAAUAUGUACAUAUUCUUUUACUGUAAAAUACAUGCUGUGUAACAAAAUGGCCUACUGUCUCAAUGCCAGGUUUGAAUUGUUUUUUAUGUAUAUAUGUACAUACACAUAUAGUAAGUGUUAGCUCUGUAAUUGGUGUCAUUAGGGGAACUGCGCAGUCGUGUGGGCGGAGCUGUGGUGACAGACAUUGCUGUUUAGGAAGACUACUGACUGUUUACAUGCUUUGCCUUAAAGGAUGUCAUUCAUCUCCUGUCAGAGAUAUUUAUGUAUCGUAAUCAUUCCAAUCAUUCAGGUUGUUCUCACUGUUUUUAAAGCCAUUUGUCCACUGAGCAAUGUGAAAUAAACUAAAAUGAUUUACAACA
This is a messenger RNA of Colossoma macropomum (tambaqui), 2279 nucleotides long. RefSeq names its product spindle assembly checkpoint kinase-like. The transcript has 5 exons. Gene Ontology annotation, biological process: autophagosome organization; protein autophosphorylation; peptidyl-serine phosphorylation. Gene Ontology annotation, molecular function: protein serine/threonine kinase activity; ATP binding. NCBI's taxonomy places the organism in Eukaryota, Metazoa, Chordata, Actinopteri, Characiformes, Serrasalmidae. The coding region runs from base 7 to 1212 and encodes 401 amino acids. The record is from RefSeq and is a predicted model, not a curated record. Gene Ontology annotation, cellular component: cytoplasm; autophagosome.